AUGAAGCUGGAUAGCACACCAGGAGACAUGAGCAGGUGGAGGGAGGUAGACUUUGCCUUGAACUGCACCUACAUUGUGCCGGACCAGGUGUCGGACCCGAGCUUCAACCUACCCAAAGCAAUGACCUCCAUCCCGCGCAACCUCACCUUUGAAUACAGCACAGACAAUGAGGUGACUGGUGUUUUCAGUAAAGAAUACAUUCCUCAGGGGACACGCUUUGGCCCCCUGCAAGGAGACAUCUACACCAAAGACAACGUCCCCAAACAGGCCAACAGAAAAUACUUUUGGAGGAUUUACAGCAGUGGUCAGCUCCAAAAUUUCAUCGACGGCUACGAUGUGCACAGAAGCAACUGGAUGCGUUACGUAAACCCAGCUUGCUCUGUGGCCGAGCAGAACCUGGUGGCGUGUCAGAAUGGCAGGGACAUCUACUUCUACACCAUCCGGCCAGUGGAGCCAAACCAGGAGCUACUGGUGUGGUACAGUCAGGAGUUUGCGCAGAGACUCUGCGGCCAACAAGCGGACAUCAAAUACAAGUACACAAGUUCUGAGGAAGAACAUGAGCCAGAGUACACCAAACAGCACCUACCUCAGCAGACAUGGCUUCAAGAAAGAACAAAAGAAGAGGUGAAAGAAGAGAGGGAUGAUGAUGGAGAGGAGAAGAUUGAUGUGGAAAUGUUAGAGCGAGACACUCCGCCUGAUACACCUGACGACCAAAUCAUGGACUUCAGCAAAAAGGUUGAGAAGGAGGAGCCAAGCGACAGAGAACCAGAGGACCAGGGAAUUGUUCCUUCCCCUCAACCUGAUCACAGAGAACCAAGCUUGGGCUUAAGUCACCCUUACAUACCAGAUCACCAUCCUUCACUCCCACCCUCCCACAGAAGUCUUCCUCUUCACCUUCAUGGUCUCUAUGGGCACAGGGAGGGCCUGGUUUCCUCUUAUCCUCUUUACCCCCAGUCCAGGACCCUCCAACCUGCUUACCAGCUCCUUCCUUCCUUCAGCUCGCACUAUCCUCGUCUCAUUCUCCCGUCCUACUCCCCUCCCUUUCCUGGAAUGCUGCCCUCAAGAGAAUCCCUCCGAUACAGCAGCUAUCUGGGUACAGAUGGUCUCCCGUAUCCACCUAUUGGACAGCCCAAUCUUCUUCCAGUGUCCCUCCCCUACCCUCCGUCAUCGCAAGGUGGUCUGAAAGAACUCACACCAAAUGUGUCGCCACCACGAGGUGCCCCAGCCACCCCAGAGCUCUCUCCUGUCCCCAAGCCUGGCAGUCAGCAUCAGUCUCCCGAGCAGUCUCCUUCUGGUUGCGAGGAGGCCAUGAAUCUUAGCCUGGCUACCACCAAAACCAACACAGCACCACGCAAUGGCCCUGGCCACAAAUCCCUGCCCUACCCACUGAAGAAGCAAAAUGGGAAGAUCAAGUAUGAAUGUAAUAUCUGCUCAAAGACUUUUGGCCAACUCUCAAACCUCAAGGUCCAUCUCCGAGUGCACAGUGGUGAGAGACCAUUCCAGUGUAACCUAUGCAAAAAGAGCUUUACUCAGCUGGCUCACCUCCAGAAACAUCACCUAGUCCACACAGGGGAGAAACCCCAUGAAUGUCAGGUGUGUCACAAACGCUUCAGCAGCACCAGCAACCUCAAAACACACCUCCGGCUCCACUCUGGGGAAAAACCUUAUCAGUGCAAGCUUUGCAACACCAAGUUCACCCAGUACAUUCACCUAAAACUGCACCGCCGCCUCCACAGCAGCCGGGACCGUCCCUACCGCUGCCAGCUCUGCGCCCAGACCUUCUUCCACCGAUUCUCCCUCCGCAUCCACCAACGAAGCUGCUGUCUGGCAAACUCCAAUGCACCCAUCAACGUACACAUGAAAGAGAUGGUGGAACGGUUUGACGCCAGCCAAGAGGCUGACACUCUCACGGAGACGGCAACAGCGCUACAGGUGGAAGAAGCUGUAGAGCGCUGGUUGGCACGUACCUUGGAAGGGGAGGGGAAGGAGGACCAGAAGGAGGCCACUGUUCUGCUUAAAGCUUUAACAGCGGCUAUUAAUGCACCAACAAUACCACUGGCCCAAUCAGCUCUACCUUCAUCUCACCACAGCCCUUCACCAGCCUAUCAAGAGAGGGCUAGUGUGGUUCAUCUCCACAAACGACCAACUGUAAAGACAGAAGGACAGUGAGAAGGGUUUGAAGGAAGGGGAAAUAAAUAAAAAAGGACAUCUGCAUUUAACCAACCAAGAAAACAUCGCCAAAUAAAGCUUCCUUUGUUGUCCCAAAAAGACAAGGGAAAUAUGAACUUCCACAAUCCAAUGAGCGCAGCACCAAAACAAGAGCAAUCCAAAGACUGAGCAAGUUAUUCAGUGAUUGUACUUCCUCUCAGAGUCAGUUCUAAGAAUACAAAAACAGAGAGGAUGUUGUUAAACUGUGAAGUAUUACAACUUUUUCACUCAGGUAGAGAACUGUUUGCUUUUUGUGCUUUAACUUAUUACCUUUAUAAACUUGAGCCAUUCUUAUUUAUUUAGUUGUAUCAUAGUUUGUGUUUUUCUGCUAAUAUGUUUUCCUAUGUGUUGACAUUUCCAAGAAGACUGAAUCUCUUGGAAAAACCAAAAAUCGACUCAGGAAAAACAGUUUGCCACAAACCUGUGUACUGUGCAUUGUUAUACUUUGUGUGUUUGAGCUUUGGGGUGUGUGUGUUUGAAACGAUUGGAAAUUUUUGUAUGAAUGACAAAGCACAACACCCUCCAUGUUCCUUUCUUUAUGCAACUAUUUUAUUUAUUUAUGCUUAAAAAGGUUAAAGCUGGUAAUGUGGAACUGUGUUUAAUGCAAUUGCCAAAAUUAAAACAAAAACAAUAAGUACAGUAUGCUGAUUUUGGACUACUGCACUCACUAUUUCACUCAUUGAAAGGCACAAAAAGGCUUAAAAGAUGUUCAGAUAAAGCAUUAAUCUUCCUUUUCUUGAUAAUUUCAAGUCUUUUCACAGCUCAUUUAAUUGUAAAUGAUCAAAGAUGCACUGUGCUGGAUAAAACCAAAUGUCAACAAAGGAAAAAAAACAUAUUUAUUGUAUCUUAGCAUUACAAUGAAAUGUUUCUCCAAAAAGGGCUUUUUUCUUUGUCACUGCGAUGUACUACUGCUUUUUUGCUUUGUAGCAUUUUACUGGUUUUGAUAUUUCUUACAUACAAAAAGCUUUACUGUUAAUAAUUGUAAACUUGAGCUUCAUCCAAAUCCUACUGUAGACAUCAGAACCUCAUACUCAGUGCUGGACAACAUUAAAUAGCAACACAGUUUAUACCUUGGUUAAUAUUUUUGUUGCUUGGCACUGAAGAAAACUGUAACUAGAUCUGUGUACAUUCUGUGUGACCUAAAAGGAGAAGACAGGAAUUGAUCUUGAACAUCUAACUACUGAGACAGUAAUGUUUUAUCAUGCUGUAGUUUUCUUUUCUCUUGUAAAAUAUGUUUGUCUGUGUAGUUUAUUUUUGGAAACAGGAUAUGAGAUGUUGAGAAUUUAUAUCUGAGAGACUAUUUUGAUGAUACUUUUAUAUUUACAUGUAGCAUAUUAAAGAUAUUGUUUCUACAUACA
This is a messenger RNA of Cheilinus undulatus (humphead wrasse), 3566 nucleotides long. RefSeq names its product PR domain containing 1b, with ZNF domain (gene prdm1b). The record is from RefSeq and is a predicted model, not a curated record. The coding region runs from base 1 to 2169 and encodes 722 amino acids. Gene Ontology annotation, biological process: regulation of transcription by RNA polymerase II; cell fate commitment. Gene Ontology annotation, cellular component: nucleus; cytoplasm. The transcript is spliced from 6 exons. NCBI's taxonomy places the organism in Eukaryota, Metazoa, Chordata, Actinopteri, Labriformes, Labridae. Gene Ontology annotation, molecular function: histone deacetylase binding; RNA polymerase II cis-regulatory region sequence-specific DNA binding; DNA-binding transcription repressor activity, RNA polymerase II-specific.